Cherax quadricarinatus is the source of this 1548-nucleotide messenger RNA. Lineage: Eukaryota; Metazoa; Arthropoda; Malacostraca; Decapoda; Parastacidae. The record is from RefSeq and is a predicted model, not a curated record.
AUGGAGGAUAUUGUUAACCAGCUUGACAACAACAUGGACAGUAAUAGGAUCGAUCCCAUUUUCUGCCCCGGUGCUGGAGGCAAUUAUGUAGGUAAGCGUAGAAGUGAGGAUUUAGUUAGAAGGUUUCUCGAGGGUCAUGAAAAGUUAAUUGAUAAGAGUGCCAGUAAGCUGGCUAUGGAUGAAUUCAUUAAGGCAUCAGAUAUGAAAUGUUGUGCUAAAUGGGAUGCUCAAUGUGCAAAUACCAAAUUGUGCUCAUUGUACGAUGAAGGUCAAUGUAAAACCAGCUGCGCACCAUAUGAACGUGUUAUUUCCGGAAUUUGUAAUUUGGGGAGUAAAUGCAAGUGUUGCGCCCCGCCAUGCAAGCCACUGAAGUCAUGCACUGACGUCAAGGGCUUUUGUGUUCAAGACAGGAAGGACUGUGUUAAUGGCUUGAUAAACGUGGGAGACUGUCAAGGUUAUGGUUGCCUGUGUUGCAGCCUGAAACCUAAAUGUGUAACUUCCUAUUCGUGUUCCGUGUACGAGGGAGGUCGGUGUAAAAUUAACUGUGAACCGCAUGAACGUGUGACCUCCGGCAGUUGCUAUCUGGGACCUAAUUGCAAGUGCUGCGCCAAGCCAUGCAAGGCAACGAAGUCGUGUACUGACCUGAACGGCUUUUGUGUUCAAGAUAGGAAGGAAUGUUUUACUGGAACCAUCAACAUCUCAGGAUGUCAAGGCUACGGAUGCUUCUGUUGCGUCCCAAAAUUAGUUCAUCCAUGCAAACAAACAAAGAAGUGUACUGCCGCCCAUGGAUUCUGUUGUCAAGAUAAGAGGGAUUGUGGUACUGGCAUAAUGCACAAAGAAGGCUGUGAAGGCCAAGAUUGCUUCUGUUGCAUACAUGAUAACCAUGGAUGGGAUUAAGAUUAGUAACACCAUCAACAGGGCAAAACACCAUCAAUAACACUGUCAAGAGAGUGGCAUCAACGAGACAAACACCAUCAAUGGAAGUAACACCAACAGUUGUAACAGCAACAGAAGCUCCGUCACCAGUAAAAAUACCAAGAGAAAUGCCAUCACUUAACUUUCUUAGAAAUCAUAAAAAAAAAAUUACAUUAUUUACAGUCAGUAACUACAGCAGCAACACCAACAGUAAUAUUAAUAACAGUGAUAUCAACAACAAUGCAAGCUGCAUCAAAGACAUUACCAACAACACAACCACCCCUACUUCCAUCAAGAAUAGCCAGACAACGACCAUCACUCCCAUCACUAUCAUCACCAUCAGCAGCAAUACAAGUAAAAUGAUCAACAUAAAGUAAACUAAAGCACCAUCCACAAAACUACCAUCAACCUGUGUUACAUGGGAAAGUACUGAUCUCUUCAGUUUCAACACAAAAAUAUGAAAAUUAAUUAAAUUGACGCUGUAUGUACUAAACUAAAGUUAAUUUGUUCACAUCAGUAAAAAGUUUUUACUUGAAAAUAAACAACAAUGGGUAACCUUUGAGGCUAUUUUUUUAAUUAAUACAGUACAACACACACUCAUCAUUGUACCCAUGAACAAGUGGUAUUGAUCAA